Osmerus eperlanus (European smelt) is the source of this 3024-nucleotide messenger RNA. RefSeq lists its product as uncharacterized. Bases 1 to 3024 code for a protein of 1007 amino acids. The transcript is spliced from 5 exons. The record is from RefSeq and is a predicted model, not a curated record. NCBI's taxonomy places the organism in Eukaryota, Metazoa, Chordata, Actinopteri, Osmeriformes, Osmeridae.
AUGUUCUCCAAGAAUCGCUUCAAUGGACAACAUGGAUCAGGCAUGUCCCCUAAAGGAGGCACCAAGGCUAAAGUCCAUGCACCCAAAAAAAGGUCCCCUAACCCCAGAGUGGCACUAGUCAUCCGGGGAAAGAUCCAUCGGUUCCUCCAAGGUUCUGGAGACCAAAGCGCCCCUGAUCCCCAUCUGUACUAUGCAGGGAUUGAGGAGGAGGAGGGGGAGGGCAAGGAGGAGGAAAAGGAAAGUCGGGAUGUUUAUUCCCAAGGUGGCGCUAGAGCAGAGGCUUGCUCCUCAAGAGUACCCAACGGGAAGGGUCACGGAGGAGCUAGCGGGGCAGCUUGUUGCGUUGGGGAGGUGGAACUGAACAGAGAGGGGUGCGUUCGGAUUCCAUGCACCUUGCGGCACAGUAGUAGUAGUAGCAGGUCCCCAGGGAGUCAAAGGCAAACCGGUCGAGAUAUGACCCGGACAACUCCCAACCCGAAACGAGUGCUCCCACAUGUCAGCCAACUUGGUCCGGACAGGAACGGCGCUCCGUUUGCUUCGACAGUUGGAAAAUGUACCGAUUUCUCUCAGAUCCGGGUUAGACCAAAGAGACCUCAUUCCAUGGGCGACUGUAUGGAUUACAAUUUCAACAGAGGCCUGCACGAGACACUGAUCGAAGUCGACGAAGAAGACCUCGAGGGCGACGAGGAAGAAGAGACGAGUGCCGUCAUCGAGCACAUCCUGAAGGAGCUGAGGGGGAUCAAUAAAAUCCAGGAGGAGAUUUCCGACCUGAGGGACUACCUGUCGUCUGUGCGGGGUUCAGUGGAGGAAGUGUCGUCAUGUGUGGACGCCGUUCUGAUGGAAAUCGAGGGCAUCCGCUCUGGCGGCAAACCCGGCGGGGGCGUGCACGCGGGGACUUGGUCCGGGGCGACCGGGAGCACAGAGAGAUCUCAGUACUCUCCUCGUCAAAGACCUGCAAGUGCCUACGGCAGUUUGGACAGGCCGACGGCGCCCUCAGACGCAAACAUUGGCCUUCCGCCAAUGUACAACGAACGGCACAGCAUCCACGGAGAGUUCCUCUUGCCUAUAGCUGAAUCGUCCCCCAACUCUCCCAGUGCAGAGUUGGUAGAACUCGACGCUCAGGAACAGGAGGAAGAAGAAGACAUUUCAGAACACAGCUCAGACAUACCGGUUGGAAUGUUGCCCAGGAAGCUCAGCUUUGGCUACCUGGAGCGUCUCGACGGACAGGACUGCCACAGCACAAGCUCCCUCUCCUCAGGCCACAGCUCCAAGUCUGAGUCUGACCCUGAAAGGACCUCGUCCAGCCAUGGCACCAGGCACAGUAGGGGGGGUGGCUGUGCACAGGGCUGGGAAGGUGCUCCCCAGCGUGGGGCAGAUGGAGGGUCUGGGUGGCACCGAGAGGAUGCCUACUCCAGACAAGGCAGUCUCGAAGAACAGGAGGGAGAAGGUACGCCAAGCCGCGAGGGGACCGAAACCUGGGAUCGCUACAGAGGUGGUGGUGGGUAUGGUGCUUCGGGCCAGUCUUCUACCGGAAGCUCCGAGCACGUCUCUGUCCACUCAGGACGACACUACAACUCCCCUGCCAGCACUUCCAGUCGAGAGGAGUGGCAGUCAAGGAGGCGGAGGCCCAAAACACACCCUGGGACUCAAGUUCAGAUGGAGUCCCACCUAGAGGGUCUGGGGUACAGCUGUGCUCCUGAUUGCCCUGACCCCCAAAGACCAGGCCAGCCCUCGGAGGAGGGCCACGUUGAUGGAGGUCAAGGGUAUGAAUAUGCUCCACCUGCUGAUCUGACCUACGCACCUGACCACCAAGUAGAUGUUUACCAGGAGGCGUAUGCCGCAUAUGAGGAUUCAGAGGGAAUGUGGACUGAGCCAUCCUCAUACAUCUCCGAACCCAUAACAGAUGCCCCCGUCAUCGAAGCGGAAGACGUUCCAGGCCCAGACAACCAUUACCCUUGCCCUGACAAUGCAGAGGCUCCAAAUGUAGGCUUUCACGUGAAACGGAUAGGUCGGGCCGUGCUCGAUUUCAGCUCCGCCCUGCGGGGGGCCCUGCGCAAGCUGGACGCGGCUUCCCCUGGGGACGAGAGCGAGGCUAUCCUGCACGUGGUCGAGCCAGCGACCCUCCCCGGUGCUGAGCCCCAGCGGGACCAAGCCUGUGAAGAGACGCCUCAGGGGAAUGUUGUGCAUGUCGUCGGCGGACUCGACACAGCGAAGGAAUCGAACCAAAGCAAAGCUCCAUCCCCCUCUUCCUCGGAACAGUGCCGUGUCCAGCCCCCGCCGGAGGAAAUCAUUGACGACGACCUCCCAAAGGAGGCUGUGGUCACUUAUGAACCCCAACCCUCUCCAGAGGAACCCCUUCCCUGUCUAGACCCAGCUCCAAGCACUACAGCCCUGUCUCCCCCAAGUGACAAAGGCCCCGCCGACACCCCUAUGGACCCCCCUGUCACCACUCCUCUAUCGCAAUGCACCACUGCAGAGUCUCUCGUGUUUUCCUGUUCGGCGGAAGAUCCUGCCCCACAGGAGGAGCGUGGAGAAACGUCGGCACUGCCGCCGCAUCAAGAAGAGAAGCAGCAGCCCGGCGUAGAGUUGCCGACGGGCCCCGGGGGCGAGCCUGAGGAACCGGAGAACCCUUCUGAGAUGAGCGAGAGGGACGCUCGCCGACUCAGGUGCCUGAGGAGCUUCCAGCAAAUUCUGCGGGAGAAGAGAGAGACGAGGCGUCACCUUGCCAGUAUAACCAUGUCCACCUUCUCAGAGGACGACUACAACCCAGAUGGAUGUCGAGACGAAGAACAGAGUCAAGAUGGUGAUGGCAGUCCAAACAAACACCCGUGGGCAAAACCAGGUGGGAACGCUCCUUUUGGGAUCGACAGCAUGCCUGACUUACGCAAGAGGAGACCUAUUCCCCUGGUCAGCGAGCUGGAAAUGGAGUUCACCGCGAGGGAGACUAACCCAAACGAAGAACAGGGCGACAAGAUGGAGGGAUUAAAAAUGGAGAACGGGAGGAAAAAGGCGACACACAACUGA